AUUCAGGUCUGAUCAAUCAAUAACCACGGUCCCUUGCAACUGGAACCUUUCCUUUUUCAAUCGUACAGAGUAUUGUUAUUUCCUCUCCAAUGUCUUUUUCAUCACCUUGCAUAAGCAGGGGACAGAUUUUGUAUGGCGAGAGACAUAGCCCUUAUCCAUGGGUCAAAUGGUAUGGGUCAUGGAUAAUUCGGGGAACAAGGUAUAGAAACUUUGUCCAGAUUGAAGGCCUUUCUGCAAGAUUCAUGCCCGUCAGCCAGUCAAAUUAUCACAUUGAAGGGUCGAAUAGAGUACUUUGAGUGUCUACCCUGCACGGCACUGUUUUCUCUGCGCUGCUGUCCACACCAAGUACUUCUUCUAUGUACUGCGUGCCCCCAUUCCCCUCAUUUAUACGAAGAAAUAGAGCAUGUACCCUUAGGAAGAGCCCCCCAAAUUUGUUAAUUGCCAGGUUCUCACCAGGGGAGUAGAUAUUGAUCAGACCAUUCAUUCUCUUUGCUGACCGGUGCGAACAAAUUGGGGUGAUUCGAGAAGAAUCGUAGAUCCUUCCUUCCUAUUUGUCGAAGCGGUUCCCAAGUCACCACUUCCUUUCUCAACGCCUUUCUCGAUUUCGAACUCGAACUCGAACUCGAAUCAAUUCGAUUUCCUGUGGCUUCAUUUCAUUGUCGAUAACUUUCUUUAAAUUCAUAACACAAGCCUUGCGCUGCAGCAUUGCUUGAUCGACCGACGGGCUCGAAGCUCUUUUUUUGGAUACAAUAGGCUGGCGAUAGGAUCUCGAUUCUGAAACAACCAAAGAAUACCUACCUACAUACAAGCUUUGAAAGCUUUCUUCUACAUACAAGAGACUGGCUUCUCCCACAAUAAGAAAGUUUGAAGAUCAGAACGUUUGAGGUCGACGAAGGGAUUUAUACAUUCUCUCUUCGACUUCAGGAAGCUAUCGGGAAUAUUGGGAGAGAAGAAAGAAUAGUUCAGGGAAGGCUUCAUACCAAUUCAAGGAUCCACGCAGGCUUGCGAAACACCAAAUUUUACACUCUCUAAAAUUGCCACAGUGCACAUUCAUCUUUGCAGAUUGACUUGAUUGGCUUUUUCAUUCACUACAUACGAAUCACCUUUGAGCUUUGAUAUGCGAAAGUAUACAUCGGUCCAAUAGAUAUUCAAUCCUUCUUUAUCUUCAUUAACGGUUCCCAGUGAACCGAAAUUACGCUCUUUAGCAAGUCUAUAUUCUUCUAACAUCAAGGUUCGCCCUCAACAUCUUUCAAAAAGGAAAGAAAAGAAUUCGGUACGCAAGUUCAAUCACCGGCUGAAAGUUUCAUUGUGGCGCGGCAUAUCCUAGGAAAAGCUAUUGGUCAUUUACAAGGUGGUGGAAAAAGAAACCUAUUCAAGUGCGAAAAUAAUAAUCUCAACGGAACGGCUUCAUGCAGAUACGAACGAAAUAAAUACACGGAAGAAUCCGAGCGAUUGGAUAUUGGUCCGAAUUUGCGGAUACCUCGAUAUCAUUUCACUAUUGGUAGUACGAACGGUUUAAUAUCUCUAUCAGAUGAGUCAACAACAAUGGGAUGCGCCGACAAGGGGUGGAUCGGUGAAGAGGGCAAGAGAAAGAGCGGCAGCAGGUAGGCCUACCGAAUCGAUACCUGCACCAAGACCUUAUGAUCCUUCAUCACCGAGCAAUAUUCCAAGUCCACCAAGAGCAAAAUUUCAAAAUCCACCAGGAACGUCCAAGAAUGGUGGUCAAAGCGCAGUUGGUCUGGCGAUUUCUCGACCUACUCAAGUACCACAAUGGCCAUUAAAGGGAACAAAUCCUGGUCCAGAUUCUCAGCAGUAUCAACCUCCUCCUAAUCGCGGCCCCCCUCCUCAGAGACCGCCAAGACCUAGUCAUGUACCUUCAAUCCUUGAUUCGUCCAGAAUACAAGAUAUCACCCCAACCUUUCAAUAUCAACCACAACCACCUCCACAACCAAAAGAUUUAUACCCACCACCACCACCACCAACCCGUGGCUCGCCACGAAAUCGAGACGAUGAAUUUGAUCAAAACUACCAAUCACUACAAUCGCCUUUGUCAUCAUCACGUCCUUCGACUGUUUCAUCAGUUGGUACAAUACCCGACUUUCCUGUUCCCGUACCAGCCAUCCCACCAUCGGCAAGGAGAAGUGCUAAUCUAGGACCACCGCCAACCUCCCGAAGAGGUGCCUCGUCAUAUUAUUCCCAAGCUUCCUUUGUCUCCCCAAUCCCAGAGGUAUCAGAGGGCAUGGGCCUCAGUCCACGAACACUCCCAGGCUCACAUAGUUCAUAUGCAUCAAGUGCAGCUAUACCCUCGAGUUGGGGACCAGAAUCGCCUGGUUAUUAUCGAUCGGAUGAGGAUGAUGAUGAUUAUGAAGAUGAUAGAAGGUUCGAUGCAGUAUCAGAAGGUCGGGAGUCUCGAGGAUCGGAUGACAAUGACGAUCGAGGAUUGAUUAGAAGUGCUAGUAUUGGCAAGCGAGCGAGACCGUCCAUGAUCGUGACCCGAUCCUCAAGUCAGAUCGACCCGGCACGACUUGCUGCAAUGCCCAUGCCGCCAUCCGACAACAAGAGACUGGGCCCAGCACCAUUACAGAAAUCAACGCUCAGUCCCGCAGAAGCUCAAAGAUCAACACAAUGGCCAAUGCCAGGAAAUCCAAAUUCACCUUUAGCUGGUGGUACUGGUCUCAUUGACCCUACCCCAUCAAGCUCUGACGAAUCAGUUCCGACCGUCGCUAUGGCCGUAACGACCGAUCCACCCUCACGAGAUGGAACGAAGAGCCCGGGUGCAAGCGCUAUGCUCGGAGCAUAUCAAGCAGCAAGUGCACUACCUGGUGACUCGAUUAGAACCAAGUCGCCCUUUGCAAACGAAGGAGGACCUUUUAGCAGGCUAUCAGCAAUCCGUCGACCACCACGUCUCAAUAUUGAUGCCGUAAGGGAGGCAGAGGCAAGAGGUAGUUUGACAAGUUUACCGGAUCUAAUUAGGAGAGCAACAAGACUAGCUUCAAUGAUGGAUCGCGGUAAAAGACCAGGAAGCCGAAUGGGUCUUGAUGAUUUUCCAAGUGACAGAGACUUUCCCAGUGAGAAAGAAAUUGAACUUUCUCCCAACUAUGACAGACGAGGUUCUACUCUCUCCGGAAUGUUAUCAGCUUUUCCACCUCCCGGUCGUGAGACGCCUGCCCGCGAUGCUCCACGACCUUUAUCAAUGUGGCCAGAAUACGAUCCAAAUGAUCCAAAAUCUGUCGCAACUGGAAAAAAGCAAAGAAAGUGCUGUGGUCUACCUUGCUGGGGUUUCAUUGUCGUUUUAAUAAUUCUACUCAUAAUAAUUGCGGCCGCCGUCGUCGUACCUCUUAAAUUUCUCGUAAUUGACAAACCCUCCACAAGUACCACUGCAACCGCAACUACUGUACAAAGCUGCACUGCAAACGCUUCGACUGCCUGUAAGAAUGGCGGAACCUCUUUCGUCGACAAUAGUAUCUGUACUUGUUUAUGCAUAAAUGGAUUUACAGGUAGCACAUGCGCAGUCUCGGGAUCUUCGGGUUGCACAACAACGUCAUCAAGCACUGCUGCAAACACUACCAUUGGCGACUCGAUACCCCGACUCAUUUCAGCCGCUCAAACCAACUUUUCGAUCCCCUUGUUUGAGAACACAAUUCUAGCAAGAUUUAACAAAGGAAAUUUGAGUUGUGCGUCGGAAAAUUCCCUAGUCACUUUUGAUGGAAGUGAUGAAAGAAUGGGAGAUGCAAGUGCUGAAGUGACGUCUACCACGGACAAGAAGGUGAAGAAGGACGUGCAGCAGGUCCCCACAGAUGUUGAGAUUCGAGUAAUUGCAAGUCCAGACUCAACAUUUAUCUCAACAAAUAUCAUCUCAGUAGACUCUUCCACUAAUCAAGCAACACCUACUUCCUCUCAGUCUCAGGCCACUCAAACUUUCUCAGCAGCAUCGACCUCUGUUGCCUCACCUUCUACAACUUCCUCUCCAACCACAACAGGAACUGCAUCUGUAACUUUGACAACCUCCACUGUUGACCCAACAGCCGUCUUCACUAUUACUGAGGAGGUGCUAGACUUUGCAAGAGUCACUGUCCUUUUUGUUUUGCAGCAAGAAAACUUGGAUAAUGCAGUAUCCGCACAAGGAGAAUUACAAAAGUUCUUUAAUCAACAAAGCUCCGAGAACUUAUCUGCAAUGAAUGUUUCGAUGGGAGGCGGUAAUACUGUUAAUUUGGUGGAAUUCAAAGUAGAUUUGGGUAAUGGAACAGUGGGUCAAAAGAACACAGUCUCAAAAUAAUUGUGCUUAGCUGGUCGUUCGAUCAAGUUCAAAGUACAAAGCCGACUCGGGGAGAUGACCGGGUAUGGGGUUAGAAGGAAGGUAACGAAGUUUUGUAUAUCAACUGUAGCGAUUAGUAAAUGCUCUGCUUUUAUGGAUACCCAAAAUGCGGAGAUAGUGUGGAUGGGCAACGAGAAAUUUGUACAUAGAAUCGAAUAUCCUUUUUCGAAAACUCUUUCGUUGACUAUGGUUUAUUUGUGGCUUGUAUGAAUAUAAUGUCUCUUCUAUUUUGCUUCCUUUUUUCAGACUUCUUUUUCGAUGCAAAGUGGGUCUGAUUCGAGAGAUGGGCUUGAUUUGGGGAGGAUUUGUGGUCGUGUUCUCUGAGCGAAUACGAUCUUCCGGAAAAGUCUCCCGGAACUUUCUCUUCUUUCAGGCGGCCUUUGGGUACACGUGAAUUGGGAUUGUGCGUCUUAGAGUGAACGUGCAAGGGAACAAGGGCGCCAUGCAGAAGAAGUUGUGAGGUCGUGGAGCCGAACGGGUGGCACAAUGGCAUACUGAGAGAAGACGAGAUGACUGAAAGACCAUAUGUAGCGCGAGAGUAACGCUGAGGUUGAUGACUGAAAGGAGAGAAGGGAAGAGAGGACGGGCUUUUUUAGGCCCAUUCUAAGGGUGUAGUAGGUAGUGCUAGUGAAGCGAAAAUUGGUGGAAGAGGGAGAGAAGCGAGCAG
Botrytis byssoidea is the source of this 4982-nucleotide messenger RNA. RefSeq lists its product as uncharacterized. NCBI's taxonomy places the organism in Eukaryota, Fungi, Ascomycota, Leotiomycetes, Helotiales, Sclerotiniaceae. Bases 1532 to 4276 code for a protein of 914 amino acids. The record is from RefSeq and is a predicted model, not a curated record. The transcript has 4 exons.